GGAAGGGCCGCACAAAUGUCAAACUACUUCACUUGACGCAAGAUGGAUUCUCUGUCUCUGAUUCAUUACAUACACCGCGUUGGUGAUAUUCUUUAAUUAGCUGUCUUCUGUAGUGUUUCACAGCCCUCGUGCCACAACAAUGGAGUCCAACAUUAAGGAGAUAAUAGAGGAAUUCAUGGAAAGUGCGUUGGCGCAAUGGGUGCUGCUGUUUGAGAAUAUGGUAGAGAGUGAGGACGGUGCACCUCACUACAGCCAGUACAUGGAAGUGAACUCUGUUUCGCAGAGCGCCCGAGACCGCUACCUGAGGCUGACCAAUGGGAUUUUCCUCAACGAGGUCAUGAGGGUCAUAGAUCCAAACCCCAAGGUGGAGCGGCUGUACAACAGCGAGAGAGAUGACCACAUGCUGAGAGUCCAGAAUUUUUCUAUUUUAAAUCGACACCUGCGAGCCUUCUACCAGGAAGACUUGCAGCAGUUGAUACUCAUGUCUCUCCCAAAUGUUGCCAUUCUGGGCCAGGACCCCCUAACAGAGGCAGCCGUGGAGGAGCUCAGGCGACUGCUGCUACUCUUACUAGGAAGUGCAGUGCAGUGCGAGAAUAAGGAAACCUUCAUUCAGCAGAUCCAGUCCCUGGACAUUGAAACCCAGGCUGGCAUUGCCGGUUGUAUUCAGCAGGUAACUCAGGAUCCUCGUGUGGUGCUGCCACUUCAGUGGGAGGAGCUAGUGGAGACUGAAGGUGCAGACUUGCAGCUGGUGUUUAGCUCCAUGGCCAAACAGAUCCAAAGCCUGCUGGCACAGAGAGACACACAGUUGGAGAGGAUAGCAGAGCUGUGUCGGGAGCGGGAGGCCCAGUCUGAUUCCACGACGGGCCACUUGGUUGGCCGCAAUGAGGAGUCAUCCCAAGGUCUGCUACUCCAGCUGGCAGACAGCAAGGCCAAACUGCGCCGGCUUAAACAACAACUGGAAGAUAAAGGUGAUCAGAUACUGGAUUACAAGCAGGAGAUUGAGACCAUGGAGGAACAGCUUCAGAAGCUUCAAAAAGAGAACCGUUCUCUGCAGGGUGAUGUGAGGGGCAUGCGUGCACUGCGGGAUGAGCUGGACUGUGCCCGAGAGCGAGCUGCACGGUCCGAGCAGCUCCAGACUGAGCUUCAAAGCUGUAAACACAGAUUGCGCAGCCUGGAGCUCACACGCACUCAACUGAAGAAGCCCCUGAGCGUGGAAGUGGGCGAGGCUUCGACGCUGCGGCUGCUGGGAGCGGAGCAGGAGAACGCAGAGCUGAGAAGACGACUGGAGGAGCUGCAGGCCCAGCAGGAGGCUGAUUCUCCAGAUGCAAAGGAUGAGUUGGCCUGCCUGGAGAUGAAACAUCAGGAAACAUUUAGGGAGUUUCAAAACUUGAAGAAUGAAAAUGCCACUUUGAAACAGCGUCUGGAAAAGCUUGUGACCAAACUUCAACAACUAGAAGACAAGAGGAAGGAGGAAGGAAUGAAGAUGCCAGACAGAGUGGAGGAGGAGGGGGAGAGAAAAAAGGUGGUGAGAGGAAUCCAGGGAUCUGAAUCCUGCAGGGGAGAGGGGGAAGGAAGGGUUAAGAUGAUGGAGGAGAAGGAGAAAAGAGGAGAAGUCAUCGGGACACACCGUGAAGCAGGAGUUGGUGAAGAGAUUCUUCAUGUUCAGAUGGGAAAAGAUGAACCAUGCAAUGAGGUGAUCCAGACCAAUAGAAGAGGAGAGGCUGAGGGAGGGCAGAAAGAAAGGGAGAAACAGGAAAAAGAAAGUGAGCCGAAGAAAGAAAAGAUUGAAUUACCAAUAAGUUCAGAGAUACAGAAACAAUCAGUUGAAGAUAAAGUAGAGACUAUAGCUACACACCUGGCCGUAUGUUCCCUGACUAGUCCUGAUAUGGAGCUUCUGAUGAAACGACUCCAGGAGGCCCAGGAGGAGGCCGAAAGACAGACUAGCGUGGCCCAGGACUUGCGCUCUAAGCUGGGAGAGCAGAGCAAGAAAACCUGGGAGGCUGAGCAGCGGCUGGUUCUCGUCGAGGCUGAGCUGCAGCGUCUGAAGAAAGCCGGAGAAAGUUUGGUGGAGGCCCGCAGGCAGAUAGAGGUUCUUCAGUCUGAGGGACUAGUUAUGGAGGAGGAGUUGUGUCGCUUACGAAGCCAAGCAGAGCUUCACAGGCUGCAAACCACAAUCAUCGCCACCCUGGAGGGAGAGCGGGCUACACUCGAGAGAGAAAGAGACACGCUACGCAGCUCCUUGGACGCCUUGCGCUCCGCCCAACGCAAGAGUGACCAGUUAGAGCUCACUACUCAGACUCUCAGAGCAGAGUUGGAGCGUCAGGGCCGCAGUUUGGAGACCUCACGGCGUCGCGAGGAGGAGCUGGAGGCAGAGCUCCGCGAGGCUACCCUCGAGGCUGAAUCUUUGGCCAGGGCACGAGAUCAGGCGCUGCUGGAGGCUUCACGGUUAGAGCAAGAGAAAGAGGUGUGUCAGUCUGAACUGGAUGGCCAACGGAAGGAGGGCAGACAGAGAGAGAGGGAAGCAGGGAGACUGAGGCAACAGCUGGAGAGCACAACCCUGGCCCUGGAGCACAGCAACCAGAGAGCCUGUGCUCUGGAUGCUGAACACAGACGUGUGUGUCAGCAGCUGUCUGAGUCCAAGGAGCUCUGCGCUCAGCUGCAGGACCUGGAGAAAGAGCUCAGCUUUCGAUUAAGCAGCAUGGAAGAGGGUAAACAGCAGCUGCAGGAGCAGUAUGCAGAAGCACAGGCCAAGAUUAGCGCACUGUCCCAGGAUCUAACCCGUGAGCAGGCUCGUUCUGAGAAACUGGCCACUGAAGUGGAACACCUGAGCCAGAAACUACAGCGAUCCGAAGCCGAGCGGCAGUCGGCAAAAGAUUCUCUCCACCAGUCUCAGGAGAGAAUAGAGUCUCUCUCCCAGCUCCUAAAGAAAAGUGAAUCUCUGCAGUUAGAGACGAGGAGGGAAAGUGCAGAAGUGAAGAGUGCGCCUAAUUCAAAUUCAGAAUCGACAGACAAGCAAGACAUGUCACCUUUGGAUCAAAGCCCCGAGGCUGCCAAAGGUUGUGAUCUUUCCGCGACCCGCGAUCGUUUCCCGGGGGAGGCAGAGAGGCAUCUCAGUGAGAGGGUGAUCGAGCUGGAAAAAGAGAAAGCAGUGGCGGCUGCAGAGCAUGAGGCUUUGCUGACGAGAUUGUCUCAGUCCCAGGAGGCUUGUAAGCACCUCGAGGAGCAGCUGGAGGCUCUGCGUCGGAACUCCCUCAGCCUGCAGGACUCCUGCACCAGACUGCAGACGCUCAACACACAACUACAGGCCCACCAGAAGGAGUGGUUGGCGUCGCAGGCGGAGCUGCUGGCUCAGGGCUCGGUGCUGAGGGCAGAGCUGAACGCCUCCCAGCUGGAGAGGACUCGGCUGGAGGGCGAGCUCAGUGCCCUGAAGGAAACACACCAAAGCCUGGACCUCAGCAACGCUCGGCUUACCAGCCAGGAGAAGCUGAGCGAGCUCCGACGGGAGAAGCAGAAGUUGGUGGAGAAGAUUAUGGAUCAGUACAGAGUCCUCGAGCCCAACAUGCCAUCCCCAGCCAGCAAGGCCAAGAAAUCUAACUGGAUUGCAGAUAGGAUGAAGAAGCUAAUCAAACCCCGGGGAGGAGGAGGAGGAAGAGAGGGACGCACCCUCUUCACCGCCGCGGGCAGCGUGGAAAACCUGGCCGACAGCGCUGAAUUUACAUCAGACACACACGCACCUCAGCCUGUUCCAGACCCUCGCAGUGCUCCGGUCUCUCCUUCUCCCCUGAGAAAAUCUGCAUCCCAGACAGAACCCGAGGUCUCUCUUCCCGGCGCACCAGCUACGCGCGCCGGCUCCGGGGGCCGUCGUAAACUGGGAUCCCGUCACGGCUGGGGGUUGGGAUUGGCCAGAGCAGGCUCGGGAGUUUCACAGUCUUUUAGUCCCGGUGACCAGAAGACACAUCCACGCCAGCGGCUACGCUCCAGCCAGAACAACGCCUCCGUCCUAUGGGAGGGAGAGAGAGGUGCAUCUCAGGAAGCAGACGCCCCGUUGACCGGUCAGGAGAGCGCCGAGGAGGAUGAAGUGAAAGAUAAUCAGCACUCGAGUGACGACAGCACAACGGCACAAGACAGAAGUGUAGACUAACCCCAGCUGAAUUAAUAACAAAUGUUUUAUAUUAUGUGCUCCAUGGAAACCGUUUUCAUGCCUCUUCUUGUGUGUCUGCAUAUUUUAAAUACAAGAUCCUCCUAGUAUUUUUGAAUACAUGAAUAAAUGCUUUAAUCAGUCAUUUGAGAUCUUACUCAUUUGUGAAGCAAUUAACACCCUCCUUAGUACAUACUAUGAAUAAAACUGA
This is a messenger RNA of Neolamprologus brichardi, 4349 nucleotides long. The record is from RefSeq and is a predicted model, not a curated record. Lineage: Eukaryota; Metazoa; Chordata; Actinopteri; Cichliformes; Cichlidae.